Messenger RNA from Condylostylus longicornis, 1520 nucleotides. RefSeq names its product actin-related protein 1. The transcript has 2 exons. Lineage: Eukaryota; Metazoa; Arthropoda; Insecta; Diptera; Dolichopodidae. The coding region runs from base 100 to 1230 and encodes 376 amino acids. The record is from RefSeq and is a predicted model, not a curated record.
UCGCCCAAGUGUUGUGCUGUCAUUCUUGAAAAAUUUUUAUGCAUUUAGUUAAAAAGUAAAUUUUUUCUAUUCUAUUUAUAAUUGAAUUUAAGCACAAAAAUGGAACCUUAUGAUGUGAUAGUUAAUCAACCAGUUGUUAUUGAUAACGGAUCUGGCGUUAUUAAGGCUGGUUUCGCUGGUGACCAUGUUCCAAAAUGUCGCUUUCCAAAUUACAUUGGUAGACCGAAACAUUUACGGGUUAUGGCUGGUGCCUUGGAGGGUGAUUUAUUUGUGGGGCCAAAAGCUGAAGAACACAGAGGUUUGUUAAGUAUCCGUUAUCCAAUGGAACAUGGAAUAGUUACCGAUUGGAAUGACAUGGAGCGGAUCUGGAACUACAUUUAUAGUAAAGAUCAAUUAUCGACUUUUUCCGAAGAGCAUCCAGUAUUAUUAACAGAAGCUCCUCUUAAUCCUAGAAGAAAUAGGGAAAAGGCUGCUGAAAUAUUUUUUGAAACUUUAAAUGUGCCUGCUCUUUUUGUAUCAAUGCAAGCUGUUCUUAGUUUAUAUGCUACAGGGCGUGUUACAGGUGUAGUUUUAGAUUCUGGUGAUGGAGUUACACAUGCUGUUCCUAUAUAUGAAGGAUUUGCAAUGCCUCAUAGCAUUAUGCGAGUCGAUAUAGCUGGACGGGACGUAACUCGCUAUCUAAAAGCGUUAAUAAGAAAAGAAGGUUUCAAUUUCCGUACCACUGCCGAAUUUGAAAUAGUAAGAUCGAUAAAGGAAAAAGUUUGCUAUUUGGCUAGUAACCCUCAAAAGGAAGAAAAUAUUGAAACAGAAAAAUUCGCAUAUACAUUACCAGAUGGAAAAACAUUAGAAAUUGGUCCAGCAAGAUUUCGUGCUCCUGAAGUAUUAUUUCGACCAGAUUUACUUGGUGAAGAAUGUGAGGGCAUUCAUGAUGUACUUAUAUACUCUAUUGAAAAAUCUGAUAUGGAUUUAAGAAAAAUGUUGUAUCAAAAUAUUGUGCUAUCAGGAGGUUCUACUUUGUUUAAAGGCUUUGGUGAUAGAUUAUUAGCAGAAAUAAAAAAACAUGGGCCAAAAGAUUUGAAAAUUAGGAUUGCAGCACCACAAGAAAGAUUAUAUUCAACAUGGAUGGGAGGCUCUAUUUUAGCAUCUCUGGACACAUUUAAAAAAAUGUGGAUUUCUAAGAGAGAAUAUGAUGAAGAAGGGCAUAGAGCAGUACAUAGAAAGACAUUUUAAUUUUAAGUAAAUUUUAUUUUUUCUAUUUCAAAAUAAUUUAUAUAACACAAAAAGAAAAAAAAACAAUUUAUAUAAUUAAAAUAAAACAAAAUAAAAAUUAUAUAUUUAUUAACAAAACCUACUGAUUUUUUUAGGUUAAAAACGCUUUCAAUAGGAAUUAUAUAGAAAUUUUUACUUUGUAUGUAUUUAUGUAUAAUAUCAAUAAAUUCUCAAUUUUUGUUAUAAGCAUAAUCAAAAUUUUCUACGUUGUUUAAAUAUUUUGAAGCUUGAAUAAAUUUUAUUUUUGAUAA